Aspergillus tubingensis is the source of this 1542-nucleotide messenger RNA. RefSeq names its product translation initiation factor eIF2 subunit gamma. Bases 1 to 1542 code for a protein of 513 amino acids. NCBI's taxonomy places the organism in Eukaryota, Fungi, Ascomycota, Eurotiomycetes, Eurotiales, Aspergillaceae. The record is from RefSeq and is a predicted model, not a curated record. Gene Ontology annotation, molecular function: translation initiation factor activity; GTP binding; GTPase activity. Gene Ontology annotation, biological process: formation of translation preinitiation complex; positive regulation of translational fidelity. The transcript has 3 exons. Gene Ontology annotation, cellular component: eukaryotic translation initiation factor 2 complex; cytosol.
AUGGCUGCCAACGGCGACUUCUCUGACGACGAGUCCCAGCCUGGAUCCCCCAUGCUCGAUGCGAACGGUCACGAUGACAUCGAAGAGCAAGAGCCCCUCGACCAGGAGUCCAAGCCUCUGAAGUCUGCGAUGAAGAAGGCGGUUCCUCCUCCCCAGCCCAAGCGGCCAGAGCUGCCCGAGCAGCCGAAUCCGGAGACUCUGGACCUGUCCACGCUGACUCCUUUGACCCCCGAAAUUAUUGCGCGCCAAGCCACAAUCAACAUUGGCACCAUCGGUCACGUCGCUCACGGCAAGUCGACGGUCGUUAAGGCUAUCUCCGAGGUCCAGACUGUCCGUUUCAAGAACGAGCUGGAGCGAAACAUUACGAUCAAGCUGGGUUAUGCCAACGCGAAGAUCUACAAGUGCGACAACCCCGAGUGCCCUAGGCCGACAUGCUUCAAGAGCUUCAAGAGUGAGAAGGAAGUCGACCCGCCUUGUGAGAGGGAUGGCUGCAGUGGCCGCUACAGACUGUUGAGACAUGUGUCUUUCGUCGACUGCCCCGGUCACGAUAUUCUGAUGAGUACUAUGUUGUCUGGUGCCGCCGUCAUGGACGCUGCCCUUCUCCUUAUUGCCGGAAACGAAACUUGCCCUCAACCUCAGACUUCGGAGCACUUGGCCGCCAUCGAAAUCAUGAAGCUCAGCCACAUUAUCAUUCUGCAGAACAAGGUGGACUUGAUGAGAGAGGAUGGUGCCCUGCAACAUUACCAGUCGAUUCUGAAGUUCAUCCGUGGUACCGUCGCCGAUGGCUCUCCGAUCAUUCCCAUCUCUGCACAGCUUAAGUACAACAUUGAUGCUGUCAACGAAUACCUGGUUUCGCACAUUCCGGUCCCCGUCCGCGAUUUCACCGCUUCCCCUCACAUGAUUGUCAUUCGUUCCUUCGAUGUGAACAAGCCCGGUGCCGAGAUCGAGGAGCUGAAGGGUGGUGUUGCCGGUGGUUCCAUCUUGACUGGUGUUUUGAAGCAGAACGACGAGAUUGAGAUUCGGCCCGGUCUGGUCACCAAGGACGAGAAUGGCAAGAUUCAGUGCCGUCCCAUCUUCUCUCGGGUCAUGUCCCUCUUUGCCGAGCACAACGACCUUAAGUUUGCCGUCCCUGGUGGUCUGAUUGGUGUCGGUACUCGCGUGGAUCCUACUCUGUGCCGUGCUGAUCGUCUCGUUGGUUUCGUCCUUGGUCACCGUGGACGCCUUCCCGCUAUCUACACCGAGCUGGAAGUUAACUACUUCUUGCUUCGUCGUCUGCUCGGUGUCAAGACCGCCGAUGGCAAGCAGGCCAAGGUUGCCAAGCUUACUAAGAACGAAGUUCUCAUGGUUAACAUUGGUUCUACGGCUACCGGUGCUAAGGUCGUGGGUGUCAAGGCUGAUGCCGCCAAGCUCAGCUUGACCAGCCCUGCUUGUACCGAGGUCGGAGAGAAGAUUGCCAUCAGUCGGAGAAUUGAGAAGCACUGGCGUCUGAUCGGUUGGGCCAACAUUGUCGCUGGUAACACCCUUGAGCCCAUCCUGAACUAA